AUGGGCCACGUUGUUGGGCCACGUUGUGAGCUUCCGCAGCACGGCACACAGCUCCUCCGCAAUCUCGCGGCGACGCGACAGCGACGCACCCACCGGAAAGCUCGGUGCGGGCGAUCUCGGCGGCGGCGGGGCGCAUGCUGCGCGCGCGGCGGCGGGGAGGGCGCGGGGCGGUGGACGACUCCGGGGCACGAGGGGCUGCCCAAGGGGUACCUCUUCAACCGCCCGCCGCCGCCGCCGGGGGAAUCGCAGAAGUGGGAGAACUGGGAGCUUCCCUUCUACGUCACCUCCUUCCUCACCCGUCGUCAUCCUUGGCGUCGGCCUCAACGCCAAGCCCGAUCUCACCCUCGAGACUUGGGCGCACCAGAAUGCACUCGAGCGCCUCCAGCAACAGGAGCUAGCCGCCGCCGCCGAGUGAUCUGCUGGUCAGGUAGAGUCCCCUUGCCUUUCUUUUCAAACGGAUCUCGUGACUUAAUCUUUACAGUUGCAAAUGGAACUGGCUGCGCAAAUGCAGAUGCAUGUGUGGUGUGGUGGCCUUUUCAGCCCGUGCGUGCCUUCACCUUCCAAACGUUACUCAAACGUGACUCCAGGUGUAGCGAUACGGUGUCGUUGUUGACAUGUCCCUCUGGGGGCAGCCGCAGUCCUUGUAAAGACCUUUCUAUCCAGCGAAAUGGCUGACCAAUAGUGAGCUGUGAUGUUUGGACGUAUAUGCUGAAUUGCUGACAUUUGUAGCUCAACUGAAAGCUUCUGCAAGUGCAGCAAACUAGCUAGCAACUCAGCAAUUCCUCAGUACACGUAUAAUUCCAUGUCUAGACAUGCUUUUCCAAAGCCCGUUUGGUCAGGAUCAGGGGCCGCACCUGGGAGCCUUCUAGUCCCCCCUUCAAUUUUUAGACGUGAAAGAGAAAAAGGAGAAGGAAGAAGAGGGAAAGCUCCCUUCAUGGCCUUGGAUCCGCUAUUGGAUGGAUGGUACUGAAAAGGCCGUUACACCGACCGUUAGCAUAUCGAUUGUCUGGGGUUUGUUGAGUCUUAGAGUUAAAAAUGAAUACACGGACAAAUAUACAUUAAUACAUGUGUUCUGUUUACAGGGGGCA
Molecule: messenger RNA, 1088 nt
Organism: Phragmites australis (common reed)
Lineage: Eukaryota; Viridiplantae; Streptophyta; Magnoliopsida; Poales; Poaceae
Exons: 6
Coding region: 1-675 (224 amino acids)
Source: RefSeq, a predicted model, not a curated record